Messenger RNA from Limanda limanda (common dab), 1368 nucleotides. Its product is annotated as fibrinogen C domain-containing protein 1-like. Lineage: Eukaryota; Metazoa; Chordata; Actinopteri; Pleuronectiformes; Pleuronectidae. The transcript is spliced from 8 exons. The record is from RefSeq and is a predicted model, not a curated record. The coding region runs from base 1 to 1368 and encodes 455 amino acids.
AUGAUGGUGAACGAUCGAUGGACCAUCAUGAACAACAGCAGUUCAGAGCUCGACAGCAAGCGGCCAAACAAACACAAGAAGUGCUGCAGCUUCCUGUUAUGGUUCGUCAUCGUGUUGAUUGUCAUAGCAGCCAUCGCCACAGCAACCGUCACCAUCUUGUACCUGAACCAGUUUCCUCUCCCGUUCAUCAGCAGGGGCGGAGUCUCUUCCUCACCUGUGAUUUCCACCAAUUCCAAAGAGUCUGGAGCCCUGGUGACAGUGUCACGUGUCACAGCAGGAGAACCAAUCAGCAUCUUCCUGGACCCCAACUGUCCGGACUACAGUGAGAGCCUCCAGCGGUGGGAAGCACUGCAAAGCUCUGUGCUACGAGCGCUGACCAAUCACAACGCAGACGACUGGCAGGACAUAGGACUGGUCCAGAAACUAGCCGAGGAGCUGAAGGUGUUAUCAGGCCACGCCCACAACCUGAGGGUGGAAGCUGAUUCUCUGAAAAGAGGUCAAGGUGUUCUGGACCAGCGACUGGACGGACUGCAGAGCGAGCAGAGUGGCGUCCUGCAGGUGCUGACGGACGUUCACUCAGGUAUGUCCAAGUUGACAACAGGUGUCGGUGAUUCUCUGCUCAGCCUGCAGAGGGAGACUGAGAGUCUGAGGAGACUGAAGGCAGAGCUGCACAGACACAAUGAAGACAGAGCGGUCAGACCCAGAGACUGCAGUGAUGUCAUGGCGUCUGGCGUCUCUCAGGACGGAGUUUAUUCUGUUUUUCCGACACAUGACCCCGACGGCUUCAUGGUCUACUGUGACAUGACAACUGACGGAGGAGGGUGGACGGUGAUCCAGAGGAGGCAGGAUGGUUCUGUUAACUUCUUCAGAGGCUGGGAAGCCUACAGAGACGGCUUCGGACAAACAACAGGAGAACAUUGGCUGGGUCUACAGAGCAUCUACUCCCUCACCAGGUCAGGUGGUGUAGAGUUACGUAUCGACAUGGCUGACUUUGAUAACGCCACAGCGUUCGCUCGUUACGCCGAUUUUUCUGUCGGUCGAGACUCAGUGAAUCCAGAGGAGGACGGAUACCCGCUGACCGUCGACCAGUUCUCUGGAACUGCAGGUGAUGCCCUCCUGAAGCAUUCUGGAAUGCGGUUCACCACCAAAGACAGGGACCAGGACCAAUCGGAGAACAACUGUGCAUCGUACUACCAGGGGGCGUGGUGGUACCGUAACUGUCACACCUCCAACCUGAACGGCCAAUACCUGAGAGGAGGCCACGCCUCCUACGCCGACGGUGUGGAGUGGUCGAGCUGGACGGGCUGGCAGUACUCGCUCCGCUUCACCGAGAUGAAGAUCCGGCCCAAUGCCAGACCAGAGUCCUGA